Molecule: messenger RNA, 3173 nt
Organism: Actinia tenebrosa (Australian red waratah sea anemone)
Lineage: Eukaryota; Metazoa; Cnidaria; Anthozoa; Actiniaria; Actiniidae
Product: cytoplasmic dynein 2 intermediate chain 1
Biological process (GO): intraciliary transport
Cellular component (GO): cytoplasmic dynein complex
Molecular function (GO): dynein heavy chain binding; dynein light chain binding
Source: RefSeq, a predicted model, not a curated record
GAGAUUGUAUCUAAACAUGGACCUUCCAGAGGAGAGAGGUUUAGAGCUGAUACUUUGGAAGAAGCUAAUGUUGUUCAAGAAGAAGACAUAAAGACAAGAAAGUCAUCUAUUAUAAAGACAGAAGAAGACAAUGAUGAAGAUGCAUUCAACUAUGAAGAGGAUUUUGAGGACUAUGAAGAUGAUUUUGAGAAUGAACAAGAUGAUGAUGAUGAUUUAUCUCUAGGCGAGAGGAAUGCAGGAAUGCUAGAGCUUCUAAAUGCAAUUAACUUAGAGAAUGAAACAGUAUCUCGUGAAGGUACCAAAAUGUCUCGUUCAAGUGAUGAUGACUCUAGAAAAGAACCAGAAGUCAGACCUGUUACAGCAAAAGGACGAAUCAAUUUUGUGGCCGCCAAACAAAAACAAAUUAGUGAAAAAGUAGCAUCAAGGACAAGAAAACGAGGCCAGGAACUGAUGCACUUAAUUGAUUUGGAUGUGGUUGUCUUUGAGAUGUUUGAUCUUCCACCUAUGAAUGAAUAUGAACUGUACAUCAAAAAUUUUGGACGAUCAGACACCAAACAGGCUUAUGUCCAGUGUAAUGAUGAUAACUUGGAGAAAGAAAUCCAAACGGAGGAUAUUGAAACAAGGACAAUGUGGACACAAAAUCCUGCUGAAGACUUUGCUGGUUGUGGGGAUGAGAAAGGUAGUCAAGAAGACACGUCUAACUUCAGUCAUGCAACUGUUGACAGUGUUCGCUUGGCCCGUUUCUUACAAACUGCAGGACAGGCGUGUCUUGUCCUUCUCGAAGAGGAAUCUGCUGAACAAUCAAAUAAAAUAGUGAAAGAUAAGAAAGAGAUGAGUUGUAGUGAUGGAUACGUACCCCUGGCUACAAAACAACCAUACCUUGCAGGACGAGCAUUGGAAUGUCUACACGUGUCUCCAGUGCAGAACCACCACCUACUCACGGCAUAUGGGCCUGUCAAUGAUCAAGAGACGGCUUCAUCCAAGGUUUGUCAAGAGAUGAGUGAUAGCAUGAAAGCUAAGAGUAUUUUCUGUUUAUGGAAUGUGAACGAGCCUUCAACACCGCAAAAAAUUCUUAUCUGUGAGUCUGUUCCUCGAUGUUGCUGUCUGAGUCCUUCUAAAGCAACCAUUGCAUUUGCUGGACUGGAAGAUGGAUCUGUGGUAGCUUGGGAUCUGCGCGAGUCACCCUCCAUCCAUCAUUCCUACGAUGUAGACGAUGGUCAAGUCAUAUUUCGAUCCCCAACAUUCAGCACAGCUGGUGUUCUGUCUCAAGAUAAUCAUCACAGUCCUGUGGUAUCUCUCCUGCCAGUAGUCAUGCCGGGAGAUAGUGCUAAGGCGUCUACUACUUUAGCGGGUAGCUUACAUUCAGAUGAUUUGCUAGGUCUUUCAUUUCAACUGGCUUCUCUAGAGCAAAAUGCAGUUAUAAAUACAUGGGUGGUUGUAGAGUUGGAUAUUGCAGAUAUAGCAGGGUCUGAAUCAGACUUGGGACUGGCCCCAGGUGGAAAAAUCAAGUUGAUAAAAAGUUCAUCUCUACCAUUGGAAGCAGAUGUCAGGGAUGUGCGCAAAAAUGCAGCACUUCAGACAUACACGAUGCGAUUCCUACCUCAAGAUCCAAAUCAUUUCUAUAUUGGAACCGAUAGUGGUAACGUUAUUCACCGUGUACGACAUGGUGGAAGAGCUCCUCCCAAGACUUUUGGCCCAGAAAUAGAAUGUUUAGUCGAUGUUACGGCACUCGAUGUAUCGCCAUGGCAACUACCUUGUAUCUUGGCUGGAAAUAGAGAUGGCAGCAUCAGAUUGUACAAUCUCACUAAUGAAUUACCUCUGAAUACGUGGACUCAUUCUACUCAAGGCAGCAGUAUUUUAUCUGUUCAAUGGUCAAAUAGCAUUCCUAGUAUGUUUUUUGUACUUGAUGCCAACUCAACGCUGUACAUAUGGGAUUUACUAAAAACCGAUUCAGAGCCUGUGGCGAUUGAAAAAGUCAAACAAGGAAGUGUGAUAUCAUUCGAACUAUCCAGUGAUUACUCUGCUACUGGUGUUGGUGUGCCGGGAAGAAACGCAGAACUGACACUGGGAUACAAGAAUGGCUCAGUUGAAGUACAUAAAAUAAGUGCACAAUUUUCUAAAGCUGCUGCUGAUGAACUGGACAGAUUUCAUGAAUACUUGGAAGGAGUACUUUGAUGCUGGGAUGCCUAACUCCAGGGUAUGGGGGAGGGGGUUUCUUCUGCGUGCUUUCAUAUUGUGUUAUUUAAACUAUCCCUAUCAGUUGAAGUACAGAAAAUAAGUACGCGAUUUUCUAAAGCUGCUCCUGAUGACCUGGACAGAUUUCAUGAAUACCUGGAAGGAGUACUUUGAUGCUGGGAUGCUUAACUCCAGGGUAUGGGGGAAGGGAGGGGGUUUCUUCUACGUGCUUUCAUAUUGUGUUAUUUAAACUAUCCCAUGAAUGACCAUAGAGAUGUUGAGUAUUGUAUUCAAUAAAAUGCAGUCGCUUACAUGAAAAUUACUUUAAAAAUGAAGUACAUGAGAUGUUCGAAUAAAUACUGGAUAAUCUUGUUAUGUCACAUCACAACGACAACACUUUCUUUCCUUACAAAUCACCAUUUCGAGCGUUAACUCUAAUGUUAUUUCUACAAAUUUAUUCAGACUGAGAUAGGCUCGUGUAUAUGAAAAAGGUUAAAGGUUUGUAGAUUUUCAAGUGAUUGUAAAAGGAUAAAAGUGGUUUCUUUACAAUUUUUAUUCGUAAUUAUUUUGAUAAUGGAUCGAGGGGGAUUUACCCUGCAUGUGUAAACGGUGGUAUAGUAUACAUAUACCUUAACUGACCUGAUCAAGAACUUCGUAAAAUAUUUAAUAAUCAAGCAGAUGUAAGCCCUUAGUUACUUGCAUUUUAAAUGAGCUAGUAUUAUAGAGUGGCACCAGGGCCAUCAUUAUCGUCAUCAUCAUCAUCUGAUCAUCAUCAAAUCAACAUUAUAAAUCAUCGUCAUCACCAUUAACAUCAUCAUGAAGCCCAUCACCCUGAUCAUCACCAUCAUUAUCAAAUGCUCAUCAUUUCCAUUAUCAUUAUCAUAAAUGAUCAUCAUAAUCAUCUAAAUUAUUGACCAUUGAAUGUGGCACUAUUUGUUGAGUGUUUACUAUUGUAUGAUAAUAAAAAGAGCUAAAAUAAAAAGAGUUCAUGAACUACA